Brassicogethes aeneus is the source of this 1740-nucleotide messenger RNA. The record is from the annotation of a GenBank genome assembly. Lineage: Eukaryota; Metazoa; Arthropoda; Insecta; Coleoptera; Nitidulidae.
GUUGGCAUUCCUUUGUUCGCGAUUUGACAGUUGGAAGAAGAAGAACGCGCGUAGUUCGCGUUAGUUAUGACAGAAGCGAGUUAACCUAUCGAUAAAAUGAAUUGAGGGCAGAUUUUUCGUUGAUAUAGCUUAGAUUUGUGAUAAUUGGACGCAAUGGAGGCGAAGUACGGCCUGUUGUACAGCGCGUACGAAAUAUCCUGUUGGCGUAUGUCGUUUCCGCGUUUCGCUGUCACAACUUGCGCGAUCCCGUUGCUGGCGUUUGUUUUUUGCAUCGUCUACUCCGUCCUUUUGAAUUUCGAAAGUGCCACAUUCACGCAUUGCCAAGUUUACAAUAUUCUUCCAUCGAUAUCGUCUGCGAUCGGGAAUUUUACGCCUCAAAAGGAAGUGUGGCAAAUCGCAAUCACAAUGCAGGCCCUUCCCAGGUUUUUCAUAGCCUACCUGUAUUUCCAACACAACUCUCAUCUGCUGUACAGCCGGGAUUUGUGGCUCAGCUACAUCAACUUUGCCUUGAAUGUUAUCGAGAACAUUGCUUUAAUUACCCUCUCGUAUUUUACUUCUUCCAAGUUUUAUGCUGUUCAUGAAAAGGCUUUUGUCUGUUUUCUAAUUGGAUCAGUGUUUUAUAUGAUUUUUACAUGUGUAAUUCAAAGCAGGGCCAAAAAACAAAACAGGGUCAGCCUGAAAUGGAAAAAACGGUGUUUGGGCACAAAUCUUAUUUGUAUUUUAUUAUCCACUUACAUGUUCAUGAGGCACAAUUCGUUAUGUGAACCAUACAUUUACUCCUUGUUUGCAAUGUUUGAAUAUAUUGUUGUUUUAUCAAACAUGGCAUUCCACAUAACAGCAUUUUUGGACUUUGAAAAUAAGGAUGUCGUUUUCUACAAGUAUGGUUUGGACAUCACGGAGAGAUAAUAUUUGGUUAUUUAGCUAGUCAUUUAAUUAACAAUUGGUAAUUCUCGAUAUAGUGACAUGCAAACAUUUUUGAAAUUUUUUGGAUUUGUAAGUUUUGCUAAAAAUAAUACAAUGCUGUAAAAAUAAUCCUAAAAAGUUUUAUAAACAUUACGAAUGUUUUGAGGAUUAUUUACUAGCAACUUGAUGCACCAAGGUUUUUAAAAACAUUUUGUAUUUUUAAAAGUAUUGAACAACAUGUGAUUUUUAUAUUAUUAUUUAUUACCUAUAACAUAAGGACAAUUUUUUAAAUUAUCGGGUUGAAUUGUGAAAAAAGUGAGUUAUUCAAUAAUCAAGUGAGUUGUGAUAAUUGUGAAAAAAAUAAAAAUGAACUAUUUUUGCAAUUUUAAAUUGUGUUCAAUAGGUGUUUCUUCUUUUUAUGAAAUAUUGUAAAAACUUCUUGUAAACUAUUUCUAUUAUUAUCAUAGGGUUUAUAGAGGGUUAAGAAGGCUAUUCUUAGAGCUGAAAGUUGGCCCAAUUCCAAUUUUUUGUGAGAAACUUUUUGAAUUGUUUAUAAAGGCUAUUCCAACAAAACUUUAAUUUGUUUUUGUUUUGUUUUCCAAAUAAAAUUUAAGUUUCUGUUGGAUCUCCUUUAUAUGAAUAUAAAAAAUUGAGGAUACAGGAUGGUGCAAAAUAAUCUUCCAUUCUUUUUUAAGGUUAUUUUGUCACCCUGUAGAUAUUUAAUAUUGAAUUUUUUUAAAUAUUUACAGUUCCUUUUUAAUUGUAAAAAUUUGCCAUUCCAUAUCAAAAAAUCCUAUUCUUGUAAGAAGUUUUAUUUUUAAACAAGAAAAAUAUUCC